Molecule: messenger RNA, 831 nt
Organism: Oldenlandia corymbosa var. corymbosa
Lineage: Eukaryota; Viridiplantae; Streptophyta; Magnoliopsida; Gentianales; Rubiaceae
Source: the annotation of a GenBank genome assembly
AUGAAAAAAAAGCGGCAGCAAGGGCAGAGCGAAAUUAAGCAGCUCAACCCCAACUGGGAGCAGCUCCGUCAGAAACUGAAGAGCUCUGGCCCCAGGAGACAGCCUUCUAAAACCCCGCAGGAAGAAUCAGAAGCCGGGAACGAAAGUUCAAUUUUAGGGAAACGGAAAGAUAGAGAUUUGAUUGAGGAAUCUAAUGUUUCUCGACCUAACCCGUUGAUCCCAACUUCCUCUGACUCCAGUAUCACAGAAGCUUUAGCCAUGGACUGUGAAAUGGUUGGUGUCAGCUCUUUGGGUAACAAAAGUGCUCUUGGACGCGUUACCCUGGUUAACAAAUGGGGAAAUGUUGUCUAUGACGAAUUUGUCCGCCCAGUAGAAUGGAUUGUUGACUUCCGAACAGAAAUUAGUGGGAUCCGGGCUCGUGACUUGAAAAAAGCAAAGAACUUCAUGGUAGUUCAGAAAGAAGUGGCCGAGUUGCUCAAGGGGAGGAUUCUUGUUGGGCAUGCUUUACAGAAUGAUCUAAAGGCGUUACUUUUAACACAUCCGAAGAAGGAUAUACGUGAUACAUCACAUUAUCAGCCUUUUCUGAAGGAUGGACGUAGUCGAGCUCUUCGUCAUCUUGCAUCUGAAUUUCUCGGGGUGGAAAUUCAAAACGGUGAACAUUGCCCGAUAGAGGAUGCCCGGGCUGCAAUGCUUCUUUAUCAAAAAAAACGGAAAAUAUGGGAAAAAAGCGUUAAGGAUAUGACUAGGCUCAAGGAAAAGAAGAAGCAGAGGAAACCCAAAAGUAAGCGGAAAAAAGAAAGUUCAGAUGUGCAUCAUGAUGACGCUUCAUAG